AUGUUUGACGGUGACGACAUGGCAAGUAUGGGCUGGUGUGUUUGUGUCCUCGUGAUCUGUACACUCACAACUACCACUACUGAUGCAGCCACUACCACUACUGCUGCAGUAAUUACCUCUACUGAUGCUGCCACUACCACUUCUGAUGCAGCAACUACCACUACUGAAGCAGCCACUACCACUACUGACGCAGCAACUACCACUACUGAAGCAGCUACUACCACAACUGAUACAGUAACUAUCACUACUGAUGCAGCCACUACCACUACUAAUGCAGCAACUACCAGUACUGAAGCAGCCAUUACCACUACUGACGCAGCCACUACCACUACUGAAGCAGCUACUACCACAACUGAUACAGUAACUACCCCUACUGAUGCAGCAACUACCACUACUAAUGCAGCAACUACCCCUACUGACGCAGCCACUACCACUACUGAUGCAGUAACUACCCCUACUGAUGCAGCAACUACCACUACUAAUGCAGCAACUACCACCACUACCACUACUGAUGCUGCCACUACCCCUUCUAAUGCUGCCACUACCACUACUGAAGCAGCAAAUCCCACUCCCGAUCCUGCCACUCCCACUCCUGAUGCUGCCACUCCCACUUCUGAUACAGCAACUCCCACUACGGAAGCAGCCACUACCACUUCUGAUACAGCAACUACCACUACUGAUGCUGUCACUACCACUUCUGAUACAGCAACUACCACUACUGAAGCAGCCACUACCACUUCUGAUACAGCAACUACCACUACUGAUGUAGCCACUACCACUACUGACGCAGCCACUAUCACUACUGAUGCUGUUACUCCCCACUACUGA
This is a messenger RNA of Mizuhopecten yessoensis (Yesso scallop), 828 nucleotides long. Its product is annotated as integumentary mucin C.1-like. The transcript is spliced from 4 exons. The record is from RefSeq and is a predicted model, not a curated record. Bases 1 to 828 code for a protein of 275 amino acids. NCBI's taxonomy places the organism in Eukaryota, Metazoa, Mollusca, Bivalvia, Pectinida, Pectinidae.